Messenger RNA from Cydia splendana, 2408 nucleotides. RefSeq names its product cytosol aminopeptidase-like (gene S-Lap). The transcript has a single exon. Gene Ontology annotation, molecular function: manganese ion binding; metalloaminopeptidase activity. The coding region runs from base 1 to 1617 and encodes 538 amino acids. Gene Ontology annotation, biological process: proteolysis. The record is from RefSeq and is a predicted model, not a curated record. Gene Ontology annotation, cellular component: cytoplasm. NCBI's taxonomy places the organism in Eukaryota, Metazoa, Arthropoda, Insecta, Lepidoptera, Tortricidae.
AUGUUAAAUCUCAAGAUCCCCCAUACCUCUCCAGUUAUAAUAAAAUGCGCCAGGUACAUAUCGCAAUUCCGGAUACCAUUAAACGACUGUCGGAAUCCCAUGCCGGAGCGGAAGGUCAUCGACCCAAAAGCGUGCGCAAAGCGAGACCGUGGGCUUGUGCUGGGUGUGUACUACAACGAGAGCGUGGCCGGCGAGCGCGCCAUCCUCACUGCCGCCGCCGCCAAGUACAACAAGGACAACGGCGGCAAACUGUGGAAGCUGCUGGAGCUCUCCCCCAUCCCCAAGCUCGGUGAGGCCAGGGUAUUCUUCGACGUAGACCCUAAAUAUGCUUUCGUGGCCGUUGCAGGACUCGGGACGGAAUGCUACACUUACAACACGGUGGAACGGCUGGACGAACACAAGGAGGCCAUCCGCACCGCCGCCGGCGUCGGCGCCCGAGCGCUGCAGGAGCUGCUCCCGGCUCACAUCGACGUGGAGUCGUUCGGCAACGCGGAGGCGGCGGCCGAGGGCGCAGAGCUCGCCGUCUGGCAGUUUACGGAAUACAGAACGCGAGUACUCGGUACUCAGGGCAAAGUCAAACUGCACCUCUACGACGACUGCGACUUCGAAGGUUGGGAAAUAGGAAGAAUUAAGGCAGAUUCCCAGAAUUUAGCCAGAUAUUUGGAAGAGUUGCCGGCAAAUGUCCUUAAUCCGACGUCAUUUGCCAAAAUAAUCGUAGAUCUUCUGUGCGAGCUGGAUAUAAACGUGCACGUGAAGACGCGAGGAUGGGCCUCUGCUCAUGAGAUGGGCGGAUUUGUGGCCCUUAGCCAUUCCUCCGUACAGCCGCCGCUCUACGUAGAGAUCGGGUACUUCGGCGGGAACCCUUGUAAGCAGCCGGUGGUGUUCAUAGGCAAAGGAGUGACCUUCGACAGCGGCGGUUUACAAUUAAGAUCGCGGGAGCACCUGCGAUAUAUGAGAGGUGAUAUGGCUGGGGCGGCGUGUGUGGUGGCGAUUGUUCGUGCGGCCGCUUUAUUAAAACUGCCCAUAAACAUUAGGGGGAUACUACCGCUUUGCGAGAUGAUGCCGAAUUGCAUGAGUCCGAAGUUCGGAGACGUCAUUUCCAACGCUCACGAGAAAAGUGUGAAGAUUCGUAUGCCGGCGCGGGAGGGAAGACUGCUGAUCGCGGACAGCCUGGCGUACGCUAGGAACUAUUGGCCGGAAUUUAUAGUCGACGUGGGCACAAUGUCGGAAGAAUUGGAGCACGCCCUCGGUAACGCGGCUUGUGCAUGCUACUCGAACUCCGAAGGUUUGUUCCGCGAUUUCGAGGUAGCCGGCAGCAGGACCGGCGAUAGGAUAUGGCGAAUGCCGCUGUGGAACUUCUAUUCGGACCGAAUAAGCGACGUGCAGGAGACGGAUCUGGCGAACACGGCGCGUCACUUCUUCGGCGACUCUCCGAACUGCGCCGCGUUCCUGCGGCAGUUCGUGUGCGACGGCAAGUGGGUCCACCUCGACACGUACAACGUCACCUACACGAAGGGCCGCGACUUCAAGUACCUGCGGCGCGGCAUGACGGGUCGCCCUACACGGACCAUUAUCGACCUUCUUCAGCUAAGAUUAUGUGCUAGUGGCGAACUGUAAGGGAUUCACUGUCGAUUCUUGACUAAUGACUGCACUCAAAAUCAGUGAAAACGAGUAACUUUGUACCUAUGAAAAUAUACAUACCAUAUGACCCGUAAUCAUUGUUAUGAGUGUAGGUAUUCGAUAAUUAAUGGAAAGCACUUUCCCAAUAUUGUGGUUUGUCCGUAGGGUCAUCGACCACAGUAACAGUUUCUUAAAGGAAAUGUCUUAAGUCAUAUCUAAUGUGUUUGUGUAUUAAUGUACUUAGCAGACAUCUGACGUGUCAUCAUUAAUGGCAUGGGGAACUAUAAACAUGUUUAUUUGGUCAUUUUAAAAACUAUAAAAUUAUUGUAUUAGGUUGACAGGUCGCCAUGGCAAGGAGUAACGUGAAAAUGUCGAUUGAGCAGUUAAUUAAAAAAAACCAAACACUUAGUUAUAAUAAAAAUAGCAACGAUAUGUUUAUAUAAGGCUAUCUAAAAAUAUUUAUUUUAUUCAAAAUGAUCAUGGUGUAAAAUCAUAAUUGCAAAACAAGAAUAAGGUGAAAAAUAAUACUCAAUUUUUGACUUUAACUUUUCAACACGAAAAGAUACAUGUAAAAAUAUUUUGCAAAUAUGUAGUGGGCAUGAUUGAACAAAUAAAAUACUUAUUUAUAUCAAAACUUAAAAACUAAUUUGUUACUAUACAAAUUCGCCAAAUGUAUUGAACCUAUCUUCGUAUGACUUUCAAGACUUUAACGUGAUUGUCUCGUAAGUGGAUUUUUUUGUAUAAGUAAACAAACUUUUUUUUUUCAGUUAAUAAAAGAUGGAAGUCCA